Galleria mellonella (greater wax moth) is the source of this 5974-nucleotide messenger RNA. RefSeq names its product putative epidermal cell surface receptor (gene sas). Bases 294 to 4742 code for a protein of 1482 amino acids. Gene Ontology annotation, molecular function: protein binding. The record is from RefSeq and is a predicted model, not a curated record. The transcript has 19 exons. NCBI's taxonomy places the organism in Eukaryota, Metazoa, Arthropoda, Insecta, Lepidoptera, Pyralidae.
UCGCUUUCGAUGUUUACGGGGAGAAAUCUCAGACCGGUCGCGGCACUUCGAGCAAAGCGGGCCAGUGCCGCGCGCCGCGUUGACUUGCCAUCACGUGCGUACUUCUACACGUUCCAUCAACUUUUCGCGUCAAAAACCACAAACAUUUCGUGGUAGCGUCCUCAUUUACUUCAGCUAUAUUAAAGUGUACCACGGAAGUGUUUUGAGCCCUGUCACCUGUGUUUAGUGAUCGCCCUAUUGUUAGAAAGUGAUUCUACCUGCUGCAGUUUUUCUAUACCGAUGGGUCUGCGGUGAUGGGGAUGUGGAGCGGCGUGGUGGCGCUGUGGUGCGCGGCGGUGGUGAUCACCGCCGCCUCCGGCUACACGGUCGACUGCAAUCACGAGUACACCGACUGCGAUACAGAACUCAGUAAAAUAAUAAGUGAAGAUGAAGAUGUACUACCUCAAGCAGCUUCUAAUAUUGAAGUUACAGCUACAGCAGCACCAACUACAACCACGGCAUCACCGACUCGAUCUACAGUUAGGAUUGAUGUAACUACAGAAAAUAAAACUGAAAUAGAAGUGACUACAGUGGUUGCAGAUGUUACAGAAUCAAUUAAACCUAAGCCUAGAUUACUUAAUUUAAAUGUAGAUGAUUUACAAAGUUUUGCAAAUGCACUGCACAAUCAAACUGACGAAAGAGACCAUAAGAAACAUUUAGGUGAUUUAAGUGAUGUCAAUUUAGAUGGUGAAGAAGAAGAGGAACCUUCGAGGAUAGCAGGGAACGAAUCAAAGAAUAAUAAUGUACCUGAUAAAUUCUUUAGCAAUCUUCAAGCACCAUUUCAUCCUUUAUUGACAGCUGACAAAGGAUCAGAUGAAAUGGAUACUUGUAGAGAGAACGAAGUAACAUACAAGAUCGGCGAACGCGUGGACCGAGGUUGUGAAGAAACCUGUGAAUGUACCUCAGGAGGAGUAUUCGAAUGUUCUCCAAAGUGUAAACAUCCAUACAUUCGCCGUGGUAGGCGGCUCAACGAUCCUCUGUGCUUUGAGUCGCCAGUUGAUGACUGCUGUUCUAUAAUCGCGUGUGCUACUGGAAAUGGAGAACCGAAACCCACAAGAUUGGAGGUAUGUCGUUAUGGUAACGACACAUAUCCAGUGGGUUCUAAAUGGAACAUCGGCUGCGAACAGUCAUGCAUAUGUGAACGGAACUCUAUCGUCACCUGCAAACCAAGGUGCAACCCCAUCCCGCCGUCAGACAAAUGCAUAAACGUACAAGACCCAAAGGAUGCGUGCUGCGAAGUGCAAGUGUGUGAUGUGUCUCAAGAUGUUCACGAGGAGAUCGAUAACAUCACCAGCUCCACCACUGCCAGCUCAUACCAUAUUGCAAAAGGAUCAGAAGAAUCGGAAGAAAACAUUGUUAAGUCAACAAUGCGGCCACUUGUGCUAACUGAGCCAAUUGGCUCAGUGAAAGUGUUACAAAACAAUACUGUACAAGUAAAUUUAAUGCAUAUGAACAAUAGUGAAGACCCCAUUCAUUUAUUACUCAGUAGCGACGGAGGAAAGAGUUUCAAAGACGUAGAACUUAAGUAUUCUAAUCUUAUUUUGAAUUUAGAAGGAGGCAAAGAUUACAUACUUAAAACGAAGGAAACUGGCACUAAAUUUAAUUUUACUAUAACGGCCACUGAUAGCGUAGCGAAUGAAGUACCUACUGAAGAUGUCAGUAAUGCUACCAAAAUUGGUUGUUACCAGGAUGGACAUUUUUAUGCCGUUGGCGAGGAGUUCCACAUCGGGUGCACGGAGCUGUGCGAGUGUACAGGCGAUGAUGAGCGCGAGUGCGCGGCGCUGGUGUGCCCGUCGCACGUGGGUCUGGAGCUGAUGUCGCGCGGCUGCGUGCGCUGGGACAAGUCGCCGCCCGCGCAGCCGCCCAACUGCUGCCCGCGUACCGCCCGCUGUCUCAGCAACGGCACCUGCAACUACAAUGGUGUUUUAGUGCCAAAUUGGAAUGAAGUACCACUAUCCCUGACUGGUUGUGAACUGCGAUGUUUCUGUGAGAACGGUGAGGUGGACUGUCAGGAGGCAUGCAGUCCCCUCCCACCAGUCCCUCCUCCAAACUUCCGCUGUCCCCCUAUGCACAGACCAGCACCGGUCAACAUUUCCGACGAUGACUGCUGUAAACACUGGGGGUGUGUUCCUAAUGCAGGAUUCACGAAUGGAUCUUAUUAUGAUAUGUCAACUACUGGCGGAUCAUCUGUCAACUAUGUGACGCCAGUGGCUCCAUUAUCACCGAUGACCACCUCAGUACUACCACAACCACAAGACGCGACUGAUCCCAUUGACUUCUAUAAACAUUUAAGUCCAGUAAAAAGCUUCCCAAAAAUAAUCAAAACGACCAGUCCUAUUUUUAAUGAUAUCCCUAAAUAUUCUAUAGAAUCUGCAAAACACGGCGACAAUAUCACAGUAUUCACUUUGGAUGAUUUAGAAUCGCCAUUUAAAAUUAUUCAUCCUGAUACAUCCUUGACUAGCAGUAAUAGUCACUGGGAGAUGCAACAUCAGGAAAUUGUUAAACCGUCUACAAUGGAUACUUUUAAAUUACAUUCUGAUAUGCAACCAACUAGACAAUUAUACAGAAAUCAUAAACCUAAUUUUAUAUUGUCUGAUGUCAAAAUGCAUGAUAUAAUUAAAGAACCAGUCAAUAAACAGCCGCUUCCUAUAGAGUCAUACAUUACUCCCAAUGGUGUGGUCGAUAAAACCGAUCAUGGCCCAAUUAAUAAUCUACCUUCGCAAACAUUUGGCAACUAUUUUUCACCUGCUUACGAGUUCCCGCCGCCUUCAGCGAAAGUUCAGAAUAUAGCUUAUAUUUCCAGUACAAUUCCACCUAAAAAAGUAAAAUUUUAUUUCGAACCUGUUAUACAAAAUCAAACAUCGAGAUAUCUGUUAUCAAAAGAUUUAGCAGAUUCUCCAACUUACAAUAAAGAAAAUCAAGAACAUCCUUUUUACAAUAUGCGUGGAAAACAUAUAACUAUACUUCGUUCUAAAGACUUCAAAACAGCAAUUCCACCGAAUAAUGUGAACGAUAUCAAUCUAUGGGGUCAAGAUACUAAAACUCAUUUAUUAAGUAAAGUACCCAAUCCAUAUGAAACAGUGCUACUAAGAGCUGUACCAAAUACUAAAAUCGAAGUUUCACCAACAUUAAAUGGAAAGGGUCCACAUAAUUCUGAUAAAGCAUAUACAGCUUUAGAUUUAGAACAUUUAUUAAAUCAAAUGGAAGUGGAAUCUGAAGUAAAUAGAAAUCUUGGACGGUCAGCGGAUAAAAACAAGAAUGCUGUCGCGUCAGGUAACAUCAUGCCAUCUGAUUUCCCAUCACAAUCAUCUCGUCCAUUCCUUCCGACAGUUCGUCCUGAAAUUCACUUCCCUCAAGAAGACAUUCCUGAUUAUGGCCAGAACAACAUUCAUCAUCCGUCAAUAGAUGGAUUACCAGGUUUACCUCCAGGACUCCCAAUACCACCGGCAUAUGGAGACGAUAAUAAGAAGCUAGUCGUGUUAUCCAUGCAAGCGGACUCCCCAACAAGUGUCAAGAUGCUGUUCGGAUUACCACCUGUGCUGGUCGGAUUAAGAGGCAGCGUUGAUUUGAGAUACACUGAUCAAGCGGAUGAUGACAUAUCGCAUUGGUACUCGCAAGUGUUUGCUCCAACCGACGAGGUCCUCACUACUCCUCGGCUAGAGUUCUCUUUAAAUGGUUUGAAACCUUCCACCACAUACAAAAUCCGAGGGAAACUGUUCCUGCAUAAUUUGCCAGUAGAACCAGAAAGCGAGAUUCGUGUCGUCCGAACUUUGGAUCUGCCCACGAUUGCAUCAGUAGAAGAGAAACGAAGAGAAAUUGACAGCCAACUAACGGUAAUGGAAGUGAAUGAUACAUCUGCCCACAUGAGUUGGAGACAUUUCACAGAAGAAGAACUACAAUUCAUUGAUGGAAUACAAAUCAGGUAUCGUCCAGUUGGCACACCAAUCUACAGUAUGACGGAGUUACUUCAUCAUAGUCGAUCAACGGCUGAACUUCACGACUUACGCCCAGGGAGUCAAUACGAAGCCUCCCUCGUAUUGGUACCUCCGCCAAGAGCCCUCACAGAAUUACAUGAUCCCGGAAUAGUUGAAUUCACUACAUUGCCUUACGUCGAUCCAUACAACUGGACGGUAACAAUCGAGGCCCGAGCGGUUGGUUCGGAAGCUGCAGAGCUCACAUGGCGUGGAGUGCCGUCCCCCGCAGAACGUUGGGUACGCGUGUACCGAGCGGCACACGCGUGUGGCACCCCUUCACCGAGGAAAGAGCACGACGCCUUCAGACUCGCAGCCAGAGACCUUCCCCCGUCUGUCACACUUACAGGCUUGGAGCCUAAUGCCAAGUGUCGAGUCUGGUUGGAGUUGUUCCUAACGAAUGGUAAAGUUAAGACAAGUAACGUUUUGGAGAUCAACACGAAGUCUUUGGACUCUCCCGAACCCGUAGAUAAUGAAAUCGAAGCGGCUGGCGUGUCGGGAAGCCGCAGCGGGCCGCGUGGUGACUACUACGGCGCGCUGGUGGUGGUGGGCGUGGUGGCGGCGCUGGGCGCCCUCACGUCGCUGCUACUGCUGCUCGUGGUGGUGCGCCGCCAUCGACCACGCUCAGUGGCCAUCACUCCCUUGCCCACGGCUCCUCGUGAAUCGUCGCUGCCGCCAUAUGAUAAUCCAGCGUACAAACUAGAAUUGCAGCAGGAAACUAUGGAUCUCUGACAAUUAAGCUCCCGUGGCCACAUGAACGGGCUCAACGGGAUUUCGGAACGCGCUGUUGACGUACCAAAUGGCCGCUCUUACAAUGAAAUGGGCGUUUGAAAUGUCGCGAAGCAGAUCUUAAUUCGCUCGCAAAUUGUAUAUAAACAAAAUACGUGAAUAGUGGUAAAAUGAACACAGACUAUGUGAAAGUUAUGCAAAUUGAGAUAUUUAUCUCUUUUAGUGAUUACAAUACAAGUUCAAAUUACGUGGUACCUACUGUGAACAGAAUUGUUGAUUAUAACGAAUUUAAUGAUGACAUUCCACGGUAGUUGAAUGUUGAAAUUAUUUAGACGUAGACUUUUUUAUUUAAAUGUUUUGGUAUAUAUUUUUUAUAUUAAUAGGUACUAUAUUUUUUAAUCUCUAUUGAGAUUAUAAUGCUCACAGUGAAAUGAUGAUAAUUUUAUAUCCUAAAAUUCUAAAAUGUUGCCAUUUAGUAUCUUUUUUAUAUGUUGUUACAUGAAUUUACCUAAAUCUCUAAGGCCUUUGUACCUCCACCUACAUAUUAUAGACACGUCUUUUACUUCGUCCACUAUCAUCACAAUCUUUUGGAAGUUCCAUUUCUUUUUUGGAUAAUUGUAUAUGUAUAAUCUAUUCGAACAAUACCAGUCUAUCUUUCUAAGUACAUAUGCAUUGAUCUAUCUAAACUAAAAAAGUUCUUAAUUUUGUCUCCAGUGCUGUUUGGGACACAUGCAUGCAUGAGAUGUAAAAAAAAUGGACAAAGCACGAGAUGAGAUGUAAAAAUAGAGUAUCGUCGCCCCAUACUUACCCAUUAAGGUACCUAAUGUGAACACAGUGAUUGAAUUCAACAAUAUUUUUUGAUAGAACUAUUGUAACUAUUUUUUACAAGCUGAUUAUAAAAUAUCUUUCUAUAGACGUGUCUCUUUUGUAAAUAACCCAAUCUUAAAAUUGUAAAACGGUAUUAUAAUUUCAAUUUUUGUAAUCUGUUAGUACGUCUGUUUGUCCGAGCGUAAUUUAUGUUAAUAAUAUUAAUUAUAUUUUAACACAUACAUACACAGUUAUAAGUUUAAAAAUCAGUUCCAAUAGUUCAAUCAAGGAGAACAGUUAAACAUAACCCUCACAAUUUGUAUAUAGUGUUAAUAUAGCUAACUUUUUUAUUAUAUCCAUAUCCUGUCUUGUAAAUUUAAUGCGAUGAAUAUUGUUAAAACUAUUGUAAUUAUACAACUUUUAUUUAA